AAUAUUAUUGAAAACAUUAACUAAUGCAAUUUAAAAAAAAAAAAUUAUAUAUGUUUAGCAGUCAACAUCUUAAAAUCAACAUAUAAAUAAUUUGACUUCAAUUAUGUCAGGAAACAGAACAAAGCUACAAGUCUUUGAUCCAAAAAAUAGAAACUUUCUGUAAAGUACAAAACUUGAUGUGCAUACUUUUCUGAGUUGUUCCCUUAGUUCUGUAGACAGUUUGUUCUGUUUCUGGUUUCUUCAAACUAAUAGUUACGAGUUGAGCAGAUCUAGAUCAGUUCUAAUAUUUGAUUCUUGAACCAUUUUUGGCAGAAGCAUAUGAUGCGCUUGAUCCAGAAGGCAACAUUAUAAUGAAGUGGGAUGUCAUGAGCUGGACUCCUGAUCGCUAUGUUGUAAGUUCAAUAACCAAAGAACAAAAAAAAUCAUCCUUGCUUAUUGGUUUAGAUUCAUUAAACUGUUUAAUUCAGUUCGGUCUAGGCUGUUGUUACCAUGUUCAACUUCCAGAAAUACAGACACAUUCCAUCUCCUGGAUGGACAUUAGGUUGGAAAUGGGCAAAGAAGGAAGUCAUAUGGAGUAUGGUCGGCGCACAAACAACCGAACAAGUACAAAGGAAUAUUACAUGCACAUACUCACAGUUCCUUGCUCAAAGAACUCCAACUUGCUGCGUCUCUUUGUCUUCUUUCUACAAUAAGACUAUUGUUGGAUGUCCUACUUGCACUUGUGGAUGCCAAAACAACAAAACAGAGUCUGGUGCCUGUCUUGACCCGGAUACACCGCACUUGGCGUCUGUUGUCUCACCACCGACUAAGAAAGGAACGGUUUUACCGCCACUGGUGCAGUGCACGAGGCACUUGUGUCCCAUCAGAGUCCAUUGGCACGUGAAGCAGAACUUUAAAGAGUAGUGGCGAGUGAAGAUCACAAUCACAAACUUCAACUACCGUUUAAACUACUCGCAGUGGAACAUGGUAGCUCAACAUCCAAACCUAGACAACAUCCCUCAGAUCUUCAGCUUCAACUACAAAUCUCUCACUCCUUACGCUGGACUAAGUAAAACUAACUCACUCUAUUGUUCUCUCUCUCCCCUCUCUGUGGGUGAUCAUGAAGAUUGUUUCUUUUUGUGUUUUUUCUUUUGUAGAUGAUACGGCAGGGCCUUUUGGGAAUGUGCAGUCUGAGAUUCUGUUCCGUAAGGAUCAAGCAACGUUUACGUUUGAGAAAGGAUGGGCUUUUCCUCGUAGGAUCUACUUUAAUGGAGAUAAUUGUGUCAUGCCUCCUCCUGACACUUACCCUUUUCUUCCUAACGGUGGUUUCAGGCAACAGUUCUCUGUCUUCUCAGCCGUGCUCUUACCUGUUCUUCUCUUCUUCUUGUUCUCCACGUAACCUAAGAUUACCGGUUCGGUUAGAGUUAUGAGGCUCCGGCUGGUUUGAUUUGUAUGGUAGAGUGGUGUAAACGUUAUUUAAUUAUUCAUUUAUUAUAUAGUUUUUAUUUUUCAUUGUGUUCUGUCUUUGUAGAUUGUCGGGAAUACGAAAAAGGUUAUUACCUCAGAUAUACAUUUUCAGGCUACUGUUAAUCUGUUAUACUGUACAUUUUAAUUUAUGUUUA
Messenger RNA from Brassica napus (rape), 1601 nucleotides. RefSeq names its product protein COBRA-like. The record is from RefSeq and is a predicted model, not a curated record. Lineage: Eukaryota; Viridiplantae; Streptophyta; Magnoliopsida; Brassicales; Brassicaceae. The transcript is spliced from 3 exons. Gene Ontology annotation, biological process: cellulose microfibril organization; plant-type cell wall cellulose biosynthetic process. Bases 490 to 903 code for a protein of 137 amino acids. Gene Ontology annotation, cellular component: plasma membrane.